Messenger RNA from Actinia tenebrosa (Australian red waratah sea anemone), 1020 nucleotides. RefSeq lists its product as uncharacterized. NCBI's taxonomy places the organism in Eukaryota, Metazoa, Cnidaria, Anthozoa, Actiniaria, Actiniidae. The record is from RefSeq and is a predicted model, not a curated record.
AGGAGACUGAAAGAGAUUCUGAUCAGAAGAGCUGACGCUAGCAGCCUGAUGGAGUUCGCGAGGAAGCUGGAAGACGCAAGGAGAGUGCUUACUAACAUGGGUUUCAGUUAUUCAAGUCGCUUGGACAACGAAGAGACCAUAGUCAUGCUGAUGAGAAAACUGCCAGACGAAGGCUUAAAGAGGAAAUGGGCCGACAAGGCUGGAGAUCUUAUCAAGAUAAAGGGCAGAGCUGAGUAUGCAGACUUCGUCCAGUUCGUUAAGAAUACAGCGGACAGAAUUAACAACAGAUACGGACAGGAACUAAGGGUGACUUCCUCGACGACGGAAAAGGAAAGAAGAGAUCCAAAGAAAGAAAGAUCUGACCAAAUAUAUAAAGUCACGACCUUAGCAGCCGUUCAAAGUGAUCAGAGCCAAUGCCUAUCUGCGAUCGCUCACAAAUGCCCACAAUGUUCAGGACCUCACGGAGUUUGGAGAUGCUGGAAAUUCAAAAGUUCUUCUCUAAAAGAUCGUCUUAAGACGGUGAAGCAACACGGUCUUUGCAGAGCCUGCCUUGAAGAAGGACACUGCGCCAAGUCGUGUACAAAGGGAUUCAAGUGUAGAAUCUCAGGGUGCGGUAAGGAGCAUCACUACUUGAUUCACAUCGAAGACAGCGAAGGAGAUCGCGUGAAAGACAACAGCAAUUCAACUCGGAAGAGCGUCGAGAAAAAUGUACAAGUAAGAGAGGCGACAUCAGGGAGUCAGGAAAGAACAAACUCAGUAAAGACAACAACUAGUCAGUCAACGCCUUCGACCGUCUACCCAAAUGCUAUAGCAGUAGAGCCAAGUGAUCCCGUCACAGUCAGCGCACUAGAAGUUUGCAGACCGAAAGUAUGCUUCAAGGUUGUACCUGCCAAGGUCAGCACCCCUCAGAGUGACAAGCAGAUCAUCACAUAUGCAUUCUUUGACAGUGGUUCGGACGCAACUCUCUGUAUGGAGAGCUUAAUAGACGAAUAAGAGAUCAAAACCAAGAGGCAAGCAAUA